Molecule: messenger RNA, 2343 nt
Organism: Cuscuta campestris
Lineage: Eukaryota; Viridiplantae; Streptophyta; Magnoliopsida; Solanales; Convolvulaceae
Source: the annotation of a GenBank genome assembly
GCCUAUCACUCUCCCAUGCACGCAUCCUUAAAAAUAACAAUCCCUGCAAAUUUUAUGAUGUUUUAAUGGAACUGGGAUUCAGCCCCUCGAAGAUUGAAAAAUAUAAGGGCUUAUCUGCAAAUAUCAAUAGAGUCUCUCCCGGCGGGCCGGAUCCUCACCAUCACAAUACGCCUUUUGCGGCCCAAAGAGAAGCGGGCAUGCAAUACCGCUCAACAAUAUACAAGUAAUUAAUGGAGCAUGGUUAUGGGUGGACUUGAGUGCUCGAAAAGAUUUGUGAAAUGAGGUUGACACAAGAUCUAUUCAAGUUGAAUCUUAGUUCCACCGAAAUGUAUAAUGAACAACCAAAAUAGUCUUUUCUCACAAGAGAGUGAGAGGGAAGGUGGGAUCUGAAUCAACUGAUCUUGGCUGUCGUGAAUUGGAUUCCUCCGCCACCGGCCACCUCUCUCGCCGCCGCCGCCGCCAAUUCCCCUCCUGGCUUGAGUGAUCCGAUCAAGUACUUGGAAGUCUGGAACACACAUUGAAACUCAGUAAUCCCAGUCAUGUCCCUCAACAUGAAAAAAACCUUCACCCAAGCAUUGGCCAAGGCCUCGGCCGUGAUCGAGAAGACCGUCCAGACCACCGUGCAGGAGGUCACCGGACCGCGGGCCUUGCAAGACUUCGACCUCGGCGAUCAGAUCGGCUCUGCCGGACCUGGCCUCGUCUGGAAGCUGUACUCCUCCAAGGCCCGAGACGGACACUCGGUAUAUCCUAAUGUCUGCGUUUGGUUUCUCGACAAGCGUGCUCUUUCCGAAGCUCGGCAACGGGCUGGGCUCUCGAAAACCAGCGAGGACGCGUUCCUUGAUAUGAUUCGAGCCGAUGCUGCACGGCUCGUGCGGUUGAGACACCCUGGAGUGGUGCACGUGGUGCAGGCCCUCGACGAGAGUAAGAAUUCCAUGGCCAUGGUAACUGAGCCGUUAUUUGCUUCUGCGGCCAAUGUGCUGGGGAAUUUGGAGAACAUUGAGAAAGUGUCCAAGGAGCUCAAAGGAAUUGAAAUGGGAUUGCUAGAAGUGAAACAUGGCUUACUUCAGAUGGCAGAGACCUUGGAUUUCCUUCACAACAAUGCCCAUCUAGUUCAUCGGAGCAUAUCACCUGAGACUGUCCUCAUUACUGCAAAUGGAGCUUGGAAGCUUGCUGGUUUUGGCUUUGCAAUAUCCGCUCAAUCAUCUAGUGAUCCAUCUAACUUUCAGGCUUUCCACUAUGCUGAAUAUGAUGUUGAAGAUUCUAUUUUGCCCCUUCAGCCAUCAUUGAACUACACUGCACCUGAAUUGGUUCGAAGUAAGGCAAAUUCUACUGGGUACUCCUCUGAUAUUUUCAGUUUUGGGUGUCUCGCCUACCAUUUGAUUGCUCGAAAGCCUUUGCUCGACUGUCACAACAAUGUCAAGAUGUACAUGAAUAGUUUGAAUUACUUAUCCAGUGAGGCUUUCUCCUCCAUACCAAAAGAGCUAGUACCCGAUUUGCAAAGAAUGCUGGCUACAAAUGAGGCUACCAGACCAACCGCCGUUGAUUUUACAGGUUCAUCUUUUUUUCGAGAUGAUACUAGGCUGCGUGCUCUUCGCUUCCUAGAUCACAUGCUUGAAAGAGACAACAUGCAGAAGUCUGAGUUUCUAAAAGCAUUAUCUGACAUGUGGAAAGAGUUUGAUCCUCGUGUACUUCGCUAUAAGGUUCUUCCUCCACUUUGUGCAGAGCUUAGAAAUCUGGUGAUGCAACCUAUGAUUCUACCUAUGGUUUUGACUAUUGCAGAAUCUCAGGAAAGAAAUGAUUUUGAAGUAUCAACCCUGCCAGCUCUUGUUCCUGUGCUAAUUAGUGCUUCAGGUGAGACAUUAUUGCUACUUGUGAAGCGUGCAGACCUUAUUAUUAACAAGGUAAGGGUAUUAAUGACAAACUUUUGAUUACUCACUUUCAUCUUUAUUAUAUGAUAGCGACAUGUGGAUGCUUAUUUUGUUAUCAAGGAUGUUGAUAUCUUCCAUCUGGUGAAUUACAUUUAUGAACCUGCUCUCUUUCUCAUGUUCUUUUCACUGUUGCAUACUUCUUUCCCUCAUCAUGAUCUCGUUUCUGCCUCUUGUUUUCCCCUCAAAUUAGUUGGGUAGUUUUUGUAUUUAGGGGAAAAGACUUUUGGGGACUGUUUCGUAAACACAAAAUGAUUGUCAUCUCUCUUUAGUUUUUCAGUUGAUAGAGUAGUUUUGGUAUUUAGGGAAAAAUACUUUUUAUAUGCUUUGUGAAAUUAUGUGAACUCCAGUUGUUUUCUUCUUAAAUAUUUUGGUAGUCUGCCAACAGAUGAACAGGUAAAGACAAUGGGGCAUAAGG